Molecule: messenger RNA, 2502 nt
Organism: Hemicordylus capensis (graceful crag lizard)
Lineage: Eukaryota; Metazoa; Chordata; Lepidosauria; Squamata; Cordylidae
Gene: RCAN1
Product: regulator of calcineurin 1
Exons: 4
Coding region: 245-1054 (269 amino acids)
Biological process (GO): calcium-mediated signaling
Cellular component (GO): cytoplasm; nucleus
Molecular function (GO): calcium-dependent protein serine/threonine phosphatase regulator activity; nucleic acid binding
Source: RefSeq, a predicted model, not a curated record
CAAGACGGGUCACCUGUUGCAGUGGCAGCCGCGGCGUCUUAUUGGCUCUGGCCGGAUCCGGAGCCGUCGCCCCUCGCCAAUCCUGCCUCAAGGCUGCGGGGCCCGAGGGGAAGGGGGUUGGGCCGGUGACGGCGGAUUCGUGCCGCCGCCGCCGCCACCACCGCCUCCUCUAGCGUCGAAGCCGGGCCAGGGCGGCCUUGUUGUCGCCACCCCCGGCUCCUCCCCCCACCCUCAACUCCCCGGCAUGGAGCACCGGGGGGGCGGCUUGAGAGAGCAGGAGAGGGCCGGCCAAGAAAGGGAAGGGAAGGCGGCGCCGGCAGCCGCCGCCGUCGCCGCUGAAAGGAAAGUAGAGGCGGCGACAGUGGACGCCGCGGGACCUGGAGACCAGCGCAGCCCGACGGAGGUCGCGGUGGCGCCUCCGGAGCCCGAGACGGACUGGGACUUCAUCGACAUCGACAUGGAGACGGUGUCGGUGCACGCCCUGCCCACCGGCCUCAUCGCUUGCAACGUGCCUUUGGGCGUCUUCUUCGCCGACGGCCCGUGCAGGACCAGAUUUGAAGCUCUCUUUAGAGCAUAUGACAAAGAGGUCACCUUUCAGUAUUUUAAGAGUUUUAAAAGAAUAAGGAUAAACUUCAGCAACCCCUUGUCAGCAGCAGAUGUUAAAAUUCAGUUUCACAAGACGGAGUUCCUUGGCAAGGAAAUGAAGCUCUAUUUUGCUCAGACUUUACAUAUUGGAAGUCCACACUUAGCACCACCAGGUCCAGAAAAGCAGUUCUUGAUUUCGCCUCCAGCUUCUCCUCCUGUUGGUUGGAAACAAGCAGAUGAUCCUACUCCAGUCAUUAAUUAUGACCUUUUAUGUGCUAUCUCCAAACUAGGACCAGGUGACAAGUAUGAACUUCAUGCUGCAACUGAGAGUACUCCCAGUGUUGUUGUCCAUGUGUGUGAUUCUGAUGAGGAAAAAGAGGCAGAAAAAGAGGAAGAAGCAGCUAAGCAACCGAAACCAAAAAUUAUUCAAACCAAGAGGCCAGACUAUACUCCUCCUUACCGAAGCUGAACUCAAAAGAGCUUUCAAGUUUUCCAUAUUGACAUGCUCCAGGCAAGAGACACUGAGGAAAUGGCAGGUUACAGAAUGGAUGACAUGACGUUAGAUGUAAAAGCAGACAUUCUAACGUAAAUAUACUUUCCGAAAGGGAAUGUCUUCGGUGUUUGUUGUUAAUGCUGCAUAUUGGCUGACAAGACAGACCCCUAUACGAACUUUAGAAAUUGUGGUCUUGGAGAAUGGAUGUGAUGGUGGCAUUUCCAGGGGGAAAUAUACACUGUUUUGUUUAGGGAUGUUUUCAGGUACUCUAGACUUGUGUAACGCACCUGGGGAUCCCUUCUCUGUUCAGGAAUCUGUCUUGUUAUAAAUUCCUCUCAUUCAUAAGUUAAAUAUUGUGGCUGCAAUUCUGAAAUACACUCAAUGGUGAAUACAUCCCCUUGGAAUCAGCAGGGCAUGCAAAUUAGCGUUCUUGGGAUUGCAGCUUAUAAAUAGCACAUAGUAAGAUAGAGUUGGUUUUAAAGAUCAAGUAAUAAUCACUUUUCAUAUUGGAUUUUGUGUAUGCAUGUAAAUCUUCCAAAGUAAGUUUGCUUAAUUUUCUCUGUACUGUCUCAUUUUACAUGGUUGAGAAAAACUAUCUCAAAUCCUGACUUCCCAGGUUUCUUUCUGAAUUAUGUUUGUACUGGCAUUCAUUUUUUCAGUGGGAACACAUUUUAAUUAACACAUCUAAGUUUGGUGCAAUAUCCCUUUUUAAUGUUGUUAACUGCCAAUGUAUGGUUUUUCUCAAAAACCUAUGAAAUAUUUGUGCACAUCUUGAAUGGGUGGACUAUAUUAAGUUAUUCUUAAUGAAAUUAUUUAUAUUGGUUUAAACCAUCUUGGCUUCUUUAACCAAUGAUAAGAAGUACCAGAAAUAAAGCUGGUUCUGUAUUGUUACAUUCACAACCGUAAGAGCAUAUAAGCUGUAUUGUCCUAGCCACAAACCUGUACAUUGAUAGCUGUUGCUGUUAAAUGUUGUUAAUGGUGCUUGAGCACAUCUAGUGUAUAAACAAAUGUGAAACGUGGCAUUUGAGAAGAUGGAGUGCCUUUUUUUCUCCUGAAUCCCCGAAGAACUGUUGCACUAGCUGAAAGCUUUUACCUUUUUAUAUCUAGAUAGAUAUUGGCAGUAAAUACCUGAUAUAAAUGUGUUCUGCCUAGGCAUCAUGGAGCAUAGUAUAUUAUUAUUUGCAGUGCUUGAUGCCAAGCCCUAAUGCAUUAUUUCAGAGCAUUGCUGUAGGGGCAACAUCCUGUUAGCUACUGCUAAAAGGCCAGCAGCAAAUGAUGUUCAAACUCUUUUUGUACCAAGUUUACAAAGCAAAUCUUAACUGCACAUUGACACCCCACUUCAAGGGUUUCUAGGCAUUUCCUUUUAAAAUGGAUGCUUGAAAUGAAUUUUAAGAGGCUUUUAAAAAUAAACGCUUUCCACAAUU